CGAAUUUAUAAUACAUUCAUGAAGAAAUUAUUUCUUAUAAAUCUUUUUUAUUUGAGUUUUUCUUUUCUUUUCCAACGAUGAAAAAAUAUAUUAUCAUUAACUGAGGAAACUAAAUCCUUUUUUUAUUCGAACAACCUAUACAAUUUACAUGACUUGAAAAGCAAACAGACUUGCAACCUAAGAUAGCACAUCAAGAUGGAUCUUUUGACUCUUGUAUGUAUCAUAGUUUGCUUCUAGUCAAUUUUUAAGACACGCAAUUUCCGGGGCCUGAAAUACUGCUUAUGGUUACACGUAACCAGUUUCUUUCUUACAAUUAUUGGAAGGCUCAAGUGGAUUGCAUAUUCAAGAUUUUGGACUUAGUGUCUUCUUAUCUGGGGUGCCACCAAUAUUUGGCCAGUUUGCACUGCUUCUUCUCUUUUUUCUUGCCUUUGUUGGUUGUUUAUCAAGUUUAUGGGCUGAAAUUCUCAUCAGGUUGCUGCAGUUCUUGGAUAGACAAUUGAGAAGAGAUAUAGAAUCUGGUUCCUUAUUCAGAGAUAGAGAAAAAUUUUCUAGCAUUGACAAUUGGGAAGAGAAAUAUUACAAGGGCCCCAGGAGGUAUCAUCAGUUAGGAAGAGAUCUAGUCACGCAUUGCAUAUUUCGGAUCAUGAUAUGGGCGUAUGGCAACUUCUGCUGCUGAGUUAAGAGGCUCCCAUUUCAGAAAAGCUGCAACCCCUAACACUGGAAAUCUGGGAAAACAAUCAACUAGUAACAUGCAAGACCUUCUUGACUGUCCUGUUUGCUUCACUAUGAUGUACCCUCCAAUUUUCCAGUGUCCAAAUGGCCACACUCUAUGCUCACAAUGCAGGGCCAGAGUAAAGAACUCUUGCCCAAUUUGCCGAGGAGAGCUAGGAAAUAUAAGGUGCUUGGCUCUGGAAAAAAUUGCUGAGUCAAUAGAACUUCCUUGCAUGUACCAAAGUGCGGGAUGUGGUGACAUAUUUCCCUACUACAGCAAGCCAAAACAUGAAGAGAACUGCAAAUAUCGUCCAUACAACUGCCCUUAUGCUGGAGCUGAAUGUUCUGUCACUGGUGACAUUUCACUUCUCAUCAAGCAUCUUAAGAAUGAUCAUAAGGUUGAUAUGCAUGAUGGAUGCACCUUCAAUCACAGAUAUGUCAAGUCUGAUGCCGGAGAAAUCGACAAUGCCACAUGGAUGUUAACUGUUUUUAAUUGUUUUGGCCGACAGUUUUGCUUGCACUUUGAGACUUUUUUUAUAGGAAUGUCACCUGUUUACAUGGCCUUCCUAAGAUUCAUGGGCACCGAAGACGAGGCAAGGGAAUUCAGUUAUAGUAUUGAAGUUGGUGGUAAUGGAAGAAAGCUUACAUGGCAAGGAGUUCCCAGAAGUAUAAGGGAUAGCCAUCAGAAAGUUAGAGACAGCCAAGAUGGACUGAUCAUUCAGAGAAACUUGGCACUUUUCUUCUCCGGAGGGGAUCGGCAGGAGUUAAAACUGAAAGUUUCAGGACGGAUUUGGAAAGAACAGUGAGUUAUAGCAUAGAAACUUAAUGUACUUGGGAAAUAAAUGGAAGAUAGGAAAUUUAUAUGCACUGUAAAUGAGUAGCAUAAGUUGCUCACAUUUCAAGAGAAUUGAGUUUAUCUAUAUUGACAGGUUCAAGUGGGUGGCUAACUUCUGAAAUGGAAUUCAUGUUAGUUUUUUCAUUC
Populus trichocarpa (black cottonwood) is the source of this 1693-nucleotide messenger RNA. Its product is annotated as E3 ubiquitin-protein ligase SINAT2. Gene Ontology annotation, biological process: ubiquitin-dependent protein catabolic process; multicellular organism development. The record is from RefSeq and is a predicted model, not a curated record. Bases 657 to 1517 code for a protein of 286 amino acids. NCBI's taxonomy places the organism in Eukaryota, Viridiplantae, Streptophyta, Magnoliopsida, Malpighiales, Salicaceae. Gene Ontology annotation, cellular component: cytoplasm. The transcript is spliced from 4 exons. Gene Ontology annotation, molecular function: zinc ion binding; ubiquitin protein ligase activity; protein binding.